CUUAAAGAGCCGGUUGUGUUUAAUUUCCCUGAAAGUGAUCGAAUUUUACAAGAAGGUCAAAGAAAAAUGAGCCUUAUCCCUUUUGACAAGAUUAUUAUUCUAGCAAAAAGCCAACCAAUAACCCUUACACAUUCUAUUGAAGUAUUUUGCGAAAAAAUAGAUCUUUCACGAAUUCAAAAUAAAGAUUUUCAAGCAAUUAAUGGUAGCUAUGGAUCUUCACCAGCCGCUACUGCUUCAGUGCUUUUACAUGCCCAGAAAUGGGAUGAUAAAGCAUUUGAAUUUUUGGAAAAGAUAAUUUCGAAAUGUCCAUCUUAUGCAAAAGAUCAUGGCCUUGUUCCUACUAUAUGCGAUGUAGGAUUAUUUGAAACUAUUUGGAUGAUGCAUUCUAUUGGAGAAUUAUGCCUAAAUAUUCGUGCAAACAAGAAAAUUAGCCUUAAGCGCAAGCAUAUAUCAAUAAAAAAACUUUUCUCCAAGAAUCUUACAAUUAUUAAAUAUUUAUCUGCAUUAAACAAAGAACAUGGUGGAACUAUUAGAUGGACUAGUUGGGACAAUAAAAUACCGAAAGACGCUGACGAUUCAACUGUGUGUAAUUGGCUUAUUAAGAAGUUCGAUUCUGAUAGUGCA
Messenger RNA from Dentiscutata heterogama, 624 nucleotides. The record is from the annotation of a GenBank genome assembly. NCBI's taxonomy places the organism in Eukaryota, Fungi, Glomeromycota, Glomeromycetes, Diversisporales, Gigasporaceae.